UACUACUCGCUGCUCAGCGUCGAGCCGCACGCCACUCCCGACGAGAUCCGAAAAGCGUACCGCAAGCUGGCGCUGCGAUUCCAUCCGGAUAAGAAUCCCGACGCGGGCGAAACCUUUCAGAAGAUCUCGACGGCGUACGCAACGCUGUCCGACCCGCAGCGGCGGCAAGUGUACGACCGCUUCGGCGAG
This is a messenger RNA of Emiliania huxleyi CCMP1516, 189 nucleotides long. RefSeq lists its product as hypothetical. The record is from RefSeq and is a predicted model, not a curated record. Gene Ontology annotation, molecular function: misfolded protein binding; protein-folding chaperone binding. NCBI's taxonomy places the organism in Eukaryota, Haptophyta, Isochrysidales, Noelaerhabdaceae. The transcript has a single exon. Gene Ontology annotation, cellular component: endoplasmic reticulum. The annotation marks the transcript as partial.